This is a messenger RNA of Ectocarpus siliculosus, 4800 nucleotides long. Lineage: Eukaryota; Phaeophyceae; Ectocarpales; Ectocarpaceae. The record is from the annotation of a GenBank genome assembly.
AUGACCCGGUUCGCCAAACAGGAGAAAACCAACUCCACAGUUCGAACCACCUUCGCAAAACUGAGGUACGUUCACAGCAGAGAGGGCAUGGGGUGGAGCUCCCGCGGCACCCGACGACGAGCAUGGUACCGCCGCCGCCUGCUCUCAUGUCUGGUGCUAGCCUCGACGGGAGGGCCACUAGCAUGGGCGCAAGUAGCGACCACAUGUGGCAGCAGCUCGCCGCUCCGAGUAGAAACCGUGGCCGAAGCCGGUGUACUCGGCGCCGCCGUUGACUGCACGGACGGCGGGACGGUGGAGGCCGUUUGGGCGGGGACGGUUACUCUCACGGCUCCUAUUUCUGUCGGGGCGGGGACGUUUCUGUCCAUCACCGGAGAAGACGACUCGGCGGAGGUGCUGGGCGGCGGCCAGACCCGGAUGUUCUACGUCUCAUCGUCGGGAGGCCUGACGCUUACCGAUCUCCGGCUCUCGGGAGGAAGCGCUGCAAGCGGCGGCGCUAUUGAAUCCAGCAUGGCAUCGGUAACGCUCGACACGUGCGUAUUCAACGGCAAUGUCGCCACCGCCGGAGACGGAGGGGCCGUGCGGGCGGACGGCGGGAACCUGACGAUAGUCGGGGGGGAGUUCUCCGGGAACAGCGCCAGCGGGAACGGUGGUGCCGUUCUUACCACCGACGCCGGGCUGGUGAUCCGAAACGGCACCCGGUUCGAGGGCAACAAGGCAGUCGAGGGCGGCGGGCUGUAUUGCGGAGGGAAUGAAACGACGGCGUUUGCAAACGACGCCACCUCUUCUUGCUCUCUCAGUGAGGCGGUGUUCAUUGCGAAUAACGCCUCCCGGGAGACAGAGAUCCAAUAUCCUUCAUACUGGGUCUCCACGGAUGAAGUUGAUGGGGGCGGAGCGGCUGCAUUCUGGUAUGCCGAGGUCAACAUAUCGGACUCGGUGUUUGGAUCGAACUACGCUCAGCUCUCGGGUGGGGCGGUGUUCGGGGGGAAUUCAACGGAAAUGGCCAUCAAUGGCUGCAAGUUCGAGAACAACACCACGUUGGGGUACGGUGCAGCAGUCGCUGCGUGCUCCGCCACACUCGGAGGAAGCACAACGCUGACGAACAAUUCUGCCGAGGAGAAUGGCGCUGGGGUGUUCGGUUGGGAUCCGACAGGGACAGUCGUCUUCGACGACGUUGUGUGCAGCGACAACACCGCAGGAGGGCUCGGCGGUUGCUACUACGCCGCUGGCAAGGGCAUUGUCAACGAUGGGGCGGUCAUGCGCGGGAACAGCGCGUUAGACGACGGGGGCUGCGUAUAUGGGUCGGGGGGCUGCGACAUCACUGUACAUGGGGGGGAGUUCGCGAUGUGUACCGCGGCGAAGAACGGCGGAGUCUUGUACGCUUUCGACUCCGCGCGGGUCAAUAUCACGGGGGGAACGUUCACGGAAAACGUUGCCGCGGGGAGAGGGGCCGUGAUCUACUGUUCUGGGGAUACGACCGGCCUAGGAGGCUCGUUCGUCGCGAUCGAAGGAGGCACCUUCAGCGAGAACCAGGGGCUCACCAUGGGGGGGGUGAUCACGGCUUCGGGCUAUCCAACCGUGGUGACUAUCAAGGGCGGCGUGUUUCGGAACAACUCCGCCAACUUCUAUGGCGGGUUCGUGCACCUAGAGGAAGAGGCCAGCUUGACCUGCGAGGGAGCCACGAUCGAAGACAAUAAUGCCGGCGACAAAGGCGGCGGAAUCUACGCCGAGACGUCCGUAUGGGUCAACUCCAGCUGUGACUUGAUCGGCAACGGGGCCCCGCAGGGAGCCGCCACGUACCUCACUGGGGUAACCAGCGCUAACUUCGAAGCCCAUAACGUCACCGACAACGUUGCGACCGCAGGGGGCAGCGUUCUGGGCGUGAGCGGUAGCUCGGUCGUCAUGAGAGGGGUGAACUUUCAGUCGGCCGAUGGCCUACAGGAAGAAACGUGCAUCUUCGGGGUGCACACGGACAGCACGGCGUCUCUCGUUGCCGAGGACUGCGUCUUCGGCGGGUGGCUGGGGGACACCGUGUUCUACCACGCAAACCCCAGCGCUGGCUCUCUUGUGCUCAACAGCUGCGACUUCAGCGAGAGCUCCACAACCAUGGCCGUUACUUCACCGUACUCAGAUGCCGAGAUACGCAAUGCCUUAGUCGGCGAUCUUACGAUCGAGAACGUCGAGACGGUGAACGAUUCGCUGGUUCUCGUCGAUCAAGCCAUGGGCUGUGGCGCUGUUAAUGCCUGUGGGCCGGGAGAGUGCGUAGGCAGCGAUCUCGGGGUGCUGUGCGAGUGCCUAGAGGACGGCGUGUGUCUAAACAACGGCGGGGCGAUCACCCUCACCGUAAGCGGCGAUCUGCCGGACGAGACGUACCGCCCCGAUUGGGUUAAGUUCGAUCUCACGGUCUCCGCAGCCGCGAACGGGACUACGCCCACCAUCUGGAACCUGACGUACGAGGCUGAAAAGCUGGACCUGAAUGCUCUCCCGUCUAGCGGAGUGUUGCCCCCCGGCGGAAACGUGACCAUUUCCGUCACAGGGAGGUCUACUGAGCAAGACGUGGGCGGGGGCCUCAUCAGUCAAUUCGUGGUGGCCACUGUCGGUAGCGGCACCAGCGCGGACUCGGCGACCGCUGGGGUGGGGCUAGAGGUAGAGACGGCCUUCUACCUCUGCGAGGCGUUCGAGUACGCCAUGCCUGACGGUGAGGAACAGGUCACGUGCGAGCAGUGUGUCUUACUCGACGGCGCGGAGGGGGUGGACUGCGAGCUCCCCGGGGCGACGCAGACCUCCUUGCCUGUGAGGGCCGGGCACUGGCGAUCGAGCGAGGAGUCUCUGGUGAUUCACGGGUGCCUUCAUUCUGACGCUUGCGUUGGCGCGACGGAGAUUGUGACCUCAGAUGAUUACUGCGACGGGGGGUACGAGGGUCCAUAUUGCGCCGUGUGCGCGGAAGGGUACGGCAAGGGCGUCGGCAACACGUGCCACUCCUGCACUGGGUCUAAGGCCCGACUCCUCAUCGCGGCGGGUUCCGUCUUCUUCCUGGUGGCCCUGCUGCUGCUGUUCUUCGCGGCCGUGUUCCUCAUCGGGGGUCUCGACGCCGUCGCGAGCGUCCGCGGAUCCGUGGCCCGCUCUCUACGCGUCCCGGGCAAGACAACGACGCGGGCUGAACAACCUUUUCCUCCUCCCGGCCCGACCUUGCCGGAAAGAUCCGCGUCGGCCAGAAAUAUCAGCGCGAGUCGUCAAGUUGAUGACCCCGCGGUAGAGUUUGACUCCGGGGAGGUCGGAGGGCCGAUCACCGGUGGCGGCUUCGACGCACCGGACGAUUUGUUUGGGUACGACAACGGCGAGGACAAAUCAGACGGGUCCAUUGAUUUCUCCGACGCGAACUUGGUACUUCCGCUUGCCAUCGCAGGAAAGGACGCAGCAUUUUGUGAACGAUUUUCUGUCGGCGGCGGUGGCGGUAGCCAUCCUCCAGUUGAUGCCGAUGCCGACGCAGCACCUGCCGAGGCUGUGGCGGGAGGACAGUCGGGGUCUCGCGGGCUUGGCGAAAAGAUAAAGGGCUGGGCGUCGCGGGUGCCGCUGGAUAAACUCAAGAUCCUGGUGGUGGUGUGGCAGAUCCUGACGGUCUUCCCCAGCAUCACGGGGGUAGACUACCCCCCCUCAUACUCUCGAUUCUUGUCUUGGAUCGACGUGGUCAACUUCGAUGUCGGCCACAUCUUCUCGGCCUCCUGCGCCCUCCCAUUCUUGACGUUCUACGAAAGACUGCUGCUAACGACGCUCGCACCUAUCGGGCUGGGAGGGGUGCUAGUGGUGACGUACUGGAUGGCGAAGCGAACGGCAGGAAUCGGGUCGGCCGGCGUUCUUGCCAGGAGGGCGGCGUGGUCGAGGCACAUGGCGGCAGGAUUGCUGCUCACGUUCUUGGUAUUCACCUCCUCUUCUACGAUAGUUUUCAAGACAUUCGCCUGCGACGAUGAAGCGGUGGAGGGAGAGAGCUUCCUCAGGGCAGACUACGGCAUAUCGUGCAAAACAAACAAGCAUGCGUGGUACGAGGUCUACGCUGGGGUCAUGAUCGCGGUGUAUCCGAUCGGCAUCCCCCUCCUGUACGCCUUCAUACUCUGGAGAAACCGAGACUCCCUCAACCCACGGGCAUACUAUAGCACCGGUCUAGAGCUGGAUGGGGAAAUGAGCGAGGGUCCAAGGGAAACGGAAGAAGAGCUGCAGGACAGGCUGGAGAAGCGCAGGCAGAAUCCGGACCUGGUACCCUCCAUGUUCCUGUGGAAAGACUUUGGUCCCGACAUGUACUACUACGAGGUGAUCGAGUGCGGCCGGAGGAUCCUCCUGACGGGGGCUCUGAUUUUCAUCGCCCCGCACACGGUGGCCCAGGCGGCCAUCGCCUGCAUGUUCGCCUUCGCGAGCCUGCUGGGCUUCGAGCUGUUGAGACCCCACCUGGAUCCCGCGGACUCGUGGCUCUACCGCCUGGGCUGCGUGGUCAUCUUCCUGAGCAACUUCUUGGCGCUGCUUAUAAAGGCAGAUACGGCGGGUGAAGGCAGUCGCUCCGUCCUGGGGGGAAUCAUGGUGGCGAUCAACAUCUUCCUCAUCCUGGCCGUCCUCUUCUCAACCUGGUUCGCCACCCAGCAGUCGGUGGACGACUCCCGCGACAACGAGAACCCUGUAGCCUUGGCGAAGACCAUGCUGACGUUCGAGCAGGUGGCCGCGAAAAGCGCCCGGCUCGCUCGAGAGGGGCGGGCUCCAGCGACCUCCUCCGCGCUCCCCUCUUCCGGCGGUGCCGCUGUCGGCGGGGAAAGCUGA